AUGGCACCAGCCUCAGCUCGCCGAAACGACUCGUUUUCCGCGGCCCAGCAGCUGGCCCAGUCAAUCUCGUCCACCGAAACGCCUGAAGCUGCCGUCACGGAAGGAGCGCAGCUGGAAGAAGGCCCGAAUCUCUUCGACUCGGCCCAGCCCACUGAGCACGCGCCAGUCUCAAUCCUCGAAGCGGCCACGAAAAUUGCUCGCGACAAAACGGCAGCCCAUAACGCCAAGCUGGCAGUCUUACGGGUCUUUAGCGAAUCAUUCGAACAAGCAGCAAAGCAGUUCACGUCUGGCACCGAAAACAGCAUCGCCAAGCAAGUCGCCACCAAAUUUCUCAAAUUCUGGACUCAAUCGCUUGCCGAACUCGAAGAACCACCGAAGCCCACGUACAGCAGCGUUCUCGCAUCCGGCAAGCCGAAGCAAGGACAGCUGGCCUUUACAGCCUCCGCCCCACCACAGCGAAAACCACAGACCACCACUCGUCUGCCAGGACGACCGCCCGUAGCCCCACCGAAGGAAGACCUCCGUGUCUUCGUCCGACUUGACGCUGACGCUCCGGCCCGAAACCACGAAAGAUACGCAAUCCGGACCCACAUCGCCGCUAGAGUCGGUAUUGACCUGCGCCGCAUUCCGGCAGCCUUCCCGGUAAACACGGGCUGGGCCAUCCAGGCAUCGGAUGUGGCCACGCGUGACUUACUUGUGCAACGGCAGGCGGAGUGGGCUGCAGACCUGGAAGCCGCGGCCGUAGAGAUAAGCCAGAAAUGGCAUUCGUACGUGGUAGCCGAUUGUCCUCGUAGGCUCACAGACCUACGAGGUGUCGUGAUCAACUACGAGGAGGCGGUCAAAGAAGAGAUUGCCUGCCAAACCGGACUGAAGCCCAUCAGCAUACGUCUAUCGCGACACGACUCGGGUGAUAUGCCCACCCAGACCCUGAUUGUGUCCUUCCUGGAACCCACACGAAGACCCUGGAGACUUUUCGGCGCCAGCCGUCUCGCCCGUUACAUUGACAAACCCAGCAUCCCUAGCCAAUGCGACAAAUGCUGGGAUUUCCACGCUCGCCACAGCUGCGACCGGAUGGCGCGCUGCAGACGUUGCGGCAAGACCAACCAUCGUAGCCAAGAGUGCGCAGCCCUAGAGCAGUGCGCAAACUGCCUCGGGCCACAUUGCGCUGACGAUCCUAAAUGCCCUGCCCGCCCCAAGCGCGUUCAUGGCAUUGUACGGCGCCUGACGAAAGAGGAGAAGGGUCUGGUGAGGCAGGCGGGAGCUCAGCUCUUCGCGCAGCAGAAAAGACAGACACCAAACCACAACGUGCCCGAGCAGUCUUGUCAGAGCCCUGAUUCGACCAACGUGGGCAAGAUCCCUCCGGCGCAUGACACUGCGCUCGCGCUGGCUGAUUCGGAGCGAUACGACAUUAUCCUGCUGCAGGAACCAUGGACAGGACUUAAAGACGGCCGAUGCCUCACCAAGACGCAUCCGGCCUACGACACAUUCUCACCCGUCACCGACUGGGACGGCCGCGACACUCGUCCGAGAGUCAUGACAUACGUCCGGCGCUCCGCAGGCCUCGUCGCUGAUCAAAAGAGACCUCCGGACUACGACGCGGCUUUGGAAAUACUGCUUGGCUGGUGCGCGACGGAUAAAUGCCUUGUAUCUGGCGACUUCAACGCCAAGCAUCCCAGCUGGCAGGCCGGUCGACAAGAGCACCGCGGUGAAGACAUCGCGUUCUGGGCCAUGGAUAACCGACUCAGCUUAUUGAAUGCUGUCGAUGUCCCGACUAACGCGCGCGGCAGCACGAUCGAUCUCGCCUUCUCCAAUAUACCUUUGGCGGACGCGUCAAGCCCUAGCACCCUUCCAUUAUGCAAGAUCCGCCUCAACUCCGAUGAGGAAUUGAAGCGAUUUGUCGAGCUGGUAGAAGCCGGUGCAGCUUUCAUCCCGACUACAACCUCAACUCCCUCCGAGCUGGACAACUUUGCGUCGGCGCUGGUGGACCUUCUUGGUUGUGCAGCGAGAGCUGCGGGCCGACCCGUCCGUAAGAUGACGCAUGGGGCGCGGUGGUGGAACGAAGAGUGCGCAAAGGCGGCGGCCAAUUAUCGCGCGUGGAGGAGGGUGUAUCCUCUCGGCUUCGACCGAGAAGUGCAGCUAGCCAAGCGGGAGCUUCACAAUGCAGUGCGCCGAGCAAAACGCCUUUACUGGCGUGACUUGAUCGACAGCUUUGCCGACGGCGACUCCGUCUUUCGGGCGGUCCGCUGGCUAAAAUCCUCAGGGCCGUGCCAGGCACCUCCUGCAAGUAGACGGCCGAGUGUACGAGACGCAGCUGGAGAAAGCCACCGCCUUGCGGCGAGCAACCUGGAGCGGCGCACAGCGAGCGACGACAUCCCAGACCCGUGGAUUCCCGCUCGCGACGCCACUCUACGCACCGGGAACACGUCUCCAGGCUCGGACAACAUCACGGUGCGGAUGCUUCGCGCUGUCUGGCAUGCAAUCGGCAGUCUCGUCCAUCAGCUGUAUCAAGGCUGCCUCACCAUUGGUCACCAUCCGAAACCUUUUCGGGAGGCAGAAGUGGUUAUGAUCGCCAAGCUAGGACGCAGAGAUCUGUCUACACCCCGCGCCUGGCGCCCCAUCUCCCUUUUGUCUUGUCUCGGCAAGGGCCUCGAGCGGCUCAUUGCACGGCGUCUAGCGUGGGGCUCAAUCCACUUCGGCGUACUACACCCACAACAAGCCGGCGCGCUCCCGAAGAGGUCGGCCGUGGAUCUCGUAGCUGCCUUGGUUCACGACAUCGAGGAGGCAUUCGCCCGGAAGCAAGUCGCAACCCUGGUGACCUUGGAUAUACAAGGCGCCUUCGAUACAGUUAUCUGCAAUAGAUUGGUCCUCCGCUUACGAGAACAAGGAUGGCCAUCGAACCUCGCGCGCUGGGCCGGCUCGUUCAUGCAGGACAGAUCGGCACGCAUCCGCUAUCAAGACAUCGUGACGGAUUCAUCGCCCUCCAGUGCGGGACGCUUCGGCUACGCGGACGACACUGCCAUUCUAUGCCUUCUUUCGUGGGGCGCCGCUAACGGGAUCUCUUUCGACCCCGACAAGACAGAAGUGAUGCACUUCUCUCGAACGAAGCCCAAGACGGCGCCGCCGGUGCUCCACGGCGAGUUUGAGAAACGGCCGGAUCGAGCGAUGCGUUGGCUCGGCGUUUGGCUCGACAGCUCUCUCUCUUUCAAGACACACGUCGAGAAAUGGACGGCCAAGGCGCAAGCUGUUGCCUUUCAUCUUAGGAGACUGACGAACACGAAACAUGGCCCUCUGCCGAGUGCUAUGCGACGAGCCGUCUGCGCUUGCGUCAUCCCCGUGCUACUGUACGCGGCGGAGGCCUGGUACCCUGGUCCGAAAAGCCCGCGCUGGACGAAGCCUUCCAAGGAGGGGCCGUCGGGGAUUGGCAACCUCGUCAAGAAGAUGAGCAAGGCACUCUACACGUCUCUUCGGGCUAUUCUGCCAGUGUGGAGGACGACACCGACGAACGUGCUGCACACGAGGCGGGAAUACCGCCCGUUCCUCUACUCCUCGAAGGGCGUCGGACGGCCUUUGCUGCGCGCCUUAAAGCUCUCGACGAAGCUCACCCGCUCGUCCAGCGCACGUCGCGACCAAAAGCUCCCACUGCGGCGAGCCGACGAAAUGCUAUCGAGCUGCCCGAGACCUGCUUUACUGCAGCGCGGAUUUGCCGAAGAGCAGACUGCGCCUCUGCAGAGUGCAUCGAAACACGAGACGGCGAAAAAAUUUCGCGACUGGCUUCAGGCACUAUCGCCCCGAACUCUUGUCGUCUACUCCGACGGGUCUCGUUCUGAGGAAGGCCACAUCGGAUACGGCUAUGCUGUUCACCGGGACGGAUCCACCGUCUUGAGCGGCAAGGGCCGUCUUGGAACAGCUGAGGUUUUCGACGCUGAGGCGAAAGGUGCAUUGGAGGUUGAAGGCAGCGGUGAGCCUUCCAGAAACUGA
Hirsutella rhossiliensis is the source of this 3978-nucleotide messenger RNA. Its product is annotated as reverse transcriptase (RNA-dependent DNA polymerase) domain-containing protein. The transcript has 9 exons. Gene Ontology annotation, molecular function: zinc ion binding; catalytic activity; nucleic acid binding. The record is from RefSeq and is a predicted model, not a curated record. Lineage: Eukaryota; Fungi; Ascomycota; Sordariomycetes; Hypocreales; Ophiocordycipitaceae. The coding region runs from base 1 to 3978 and encodes 1325 amino acids.